Molecule: messenger RNA, 1266 nt
Organism: Trichoderma citrinoviride
Lineage: Eukaryota; Fungi; Ascomycota; Sordariomycetes; Hypocreales; Hypocreaceae
Exons: 1
Coding region: 1-1266 (421 amino acids)
Source: RefSeq, a predicted model, not a curated record
AUGGCAUCGGUAGCAAUCAUUGGGAGCUGCGAUACCAAGCUGAAAGAGCUCCUCUUUCUUCGCGACCGUAUCAAAGAGACAUCAGGCGUCGGGACGAUUCUCAUUGAUGUUGGACGAGACUCUUGUGUCGACGAUGCCAUUGCCAUCUCUCAGGCCGAGCUUCUGUCCAAGUACAACAAGGGAACCAGCACAGACAUAUCUGGCUUGACCAGGGGCGACUUCGUCUCGCUCAUGUCUGGUUGUGCUUCCCAGGCCGUGAAAGAACUAUACACCAAAGGCCUGAUCCAUGGCAUCGUUUCCGCCGGCGGCUCCAACGGAACAGCGCUCUCAGCUGCCGUCAUGCGCGAUGUCCUUCCUGUCGGAUUCCCGAAGCUCAUUGUGUCGACCAUGGCGAGCGGCGACACGCGGCACAUCGUUGGCGAGACAGACAUUAUGCUGAUGCACUCUGUCGUCGAUGUUGCCGGCAUGAAUCCCAUCCUGCGAGACAUUCUGAGCAAUGCAGGAGCUGCAAUUGCAAACGCUGCUCUGUCAUACGCCACCAGACAAGAGAGGAAAGCAACAGACGCAGCGGCAGAGUCGAUAAAGAAGUGGCGAGUGGGUAUCACCAUGUUUGGUGUCACCACGCCUGGCGUCGAUGCCAUUCGCUCCCACCUCGAGACCAACUACCCUGUCGAGACAUAUGUCUUCCACGCCGUCGGCACGGGAGGACGUGCAAUGGAGCGGCUGAUCCGCGAAGGCCAGCUGGACGCAGUCAUUGACCUCACGACGACGGAGGUUUGCGACCACUUGUUUGAAGGCGUUCUCUCUGCCGGAGAGGGACGACUAGACGCUGCCGUCGAGGCAGGCCUGCCGAACAUUGUUUCUCUAGGCGCGCUCGACAUGGUCAACUUUGGACCGAGAAGUACAUUGCCCGAGAAGCACGAGGGAAGGGUCAUAUAUGAGCACAAUCCAAACGUCACUUUGCUGAGGACGUCACCGGCCGAGUGUCGCGAGAUUGGCGAGUUCAUUGCCAGGAAGCUCAGCAAGUCCAAGAGCCCCGACUUGAUUCAGGUUUGGAUCCCAAAAGGAGGCGUCAGCAUGAUUGCGGUCCCUGGAGGCCCGUUCGAGAACAAAGAGGCAGACAAGGCGCUGUUUGAGGCUAUAAGGAAAGGGUUGAGUGGGUGUGGUAUUGAGAUUGUGGAGGAUGAGAGACAUGUGAAUGAUGAAGGGUUUGCGAGGGACAUUGCAGAGGCACUGGUUGCAAAGCUGGGAGUACAGAGGAGCUGA